AUGCCAAUCCCUUUAUCAACAGCUCUACCGACGGGGCCGGCCACAGUCUUCUCUGCUCUACCAACAGCGGCCAUUGGAGUGGACUCAUUUCGGUCGACACCUUGGCAGCGGCGUAUCGCCCGGUAUCGAGGGCUCUCAGAAAUCAAUGAUCGACGAAAGCUGAUGGAUCGCUUUAUCGACGAGGACUGCAUAUCAAUAUCGACGGUUUCUGUAUACACUGACGACUCAGCGGGAAUGGUGUUUUAA
This is a messenger RNA of Gongylonema pulchrum, 246 nucleotides long. The record is from the annotation of a GenBank genome assembly. Lineage: Eukaryota; Metazoa; Nematoda; Chromadorea; Rhabditida; Gongylonematidae.